Molecule: messenger RNA, 2331 nt
Organism: Parasteatoda tepidariorum (common house spider)
Lineage: Eukaryota; Metazoa; Arthropoda; Arachnida; Araneae; Theridiidae
Molecular function (GO): protein binding
Source: RefSeq, a predicted model, not a curated record
UUUUUUGUCACACUGCAAGCAUUUCAAAAUAAACAUUGUGUCUGUCAAAUGUCGUAUGUUAGUAAAUAAUUCAAAAAACCAUUUAAUAAAUUAAACCCCGUUUCAAUAAAGUAAAUUUACAGCUCAAGUCUUUGUUUGAUGCAACCGUAUUUAGAGAAGCAUUGUUUUACAAUCUAAAUGGAAGUUAAUUUCUUGAAAUUUUGUGAAAAAGGAAACUUGAUUGCAGUCAAGAAAUGUUUAGAUGAAGGUGUAAACUCGAAUUUCCAAAACAAUGAGGGAGAAUCACCAUUGCAAGUGGCUGCAGCAAAUGGAUACUUGGAUUUGGUGACUUUACUUCUUAAGUCUGGAGCAUCUGUUGAUCUUCCUAACAACUAUGGGUGGACACCUUUAAUGCAUGCUGCUAAAUACGGUCAUACAUCAGUUGUAGCUCAUUUGAUUAAAUCAAAAGCUAAGGUUAACAUUACUAACAAAUUAGGCAUCAGUGCUGUCCUUGCAGCUGCAUACAGUGGAAAUCUAGCUACCGUGAAAUUGCUUAUUGAAGCUGGUGCUAUGGUCCAACACAUGUCUGCUGGGAAUGAGACAAAUGAGAGUGAUUUAUCAACAGUGAUGGCAGUUUCAUUUUUUGGGUAUAGUCCUGUUUUAAAGUAUUUAGUACAAAAUGGGGGAAUCAUUCAUCAUUCUUCUCCUGUUACAGGUCUAACUCCCUUGAUGCUAGCUGUUUGUGCUGGUCAUAAUAAAAUUGCACACUUUCUGGUUGAAAAUGGUGCAGAUUUUAAUGCUAUGGAUAUCUGUGGAAGAACUGCCUUAGAUUAUGCCCACAUUUUUAAUCAAUUAGAAAUUAGAAUAAGUUUAGAGAAUCAAAUAACUUCUAAACCUAGCAGCUUUUCGAAUAAAAUUGAUGUGUUUAAAGUUAUAAAAGAUGGAGAUGUUUUAAAAAUUAAAUCUGUCUUGGAACGGGAUCCACCUUUAGUAAAUUCUUCUCAGUCACCAUCUGGAAUUACUCCCUUGAUGGUAGCUUCAGUGCUUGGUUUAUAUGAUGUAGCUAACAUUUUAAUAUCUCAUGGAGCUUCCCUACAUAUCCAAGAUACUGAAAAAGGUUGGACUGCUUUGACGCAUGCUGUUUUCAAUGGGCAUUUCGAAAUUGUGAAAUUGUUAUUAGAUGCUGGAGCAAAUGUUAAUAUAUGUGCAACAAAUGGCUGUACUGCAUUAGAUUUGGCUAAACAGAAUGUUAGUUGUCCUUCCACUAUUAUUGACAUGUUGUCAGCUAAAUAUAUGCUCGAGAUGAAAAGUACAUUGCUAACUCCAGAAAUUACUAAAAGAGGGAGAUCAUCUGCUUCAGAAAGAUCAUCAUCGAAACGAAAUCUCUCUCAAACUCGAAUGAAGGAAUGGAUUGGAGGCAUGGCCCAGCAUUUGCAAAACAAAAUGCUUACUUUGCGCUCUCCUAAAUAUUCCGAGAAUGCAUCAAGUACAAAUAUAACUACCAGUGAUGAAUCCUCAAAUGAAGUCUUUCUUGAACAAACUUCUCAACCUGAAGAAUUGGAUAAAGAAACUUCGAAUUCUUCAAUUAUACUAUCUCCGGAUGUGUAUUUAGCAGAUGUUUUAAAAGAGCACAAAGUUGAAGCAAUCAUCCCUCCUUUUCCGCCUAUAUCAACUGAUUUUGUUAUGUCAAUGAAAGAAAGCUAUAAAAGAUCGUCAGAUAAAAAUAAAAAACAUCAAAAAAAUUCUCUUCGAGUCCCUAACCUUUUGAAAAGUUAUUAUCGAAAGAAACAAUCUGUUGGUUGCAAUGUAGAAACAAAUGAAAAAGUCAUUACUCCACAUGAGAAGUCAUUAACAAAAGAAAAUGAAACAUGUUCUAGUCUAAAUAGUCAAUGUGAAAAUCUGACUUUAUCUUCAAACACUGUAGUUGAGCAAACUGAAACUUUAUUGAUUGAUAAUAAACUUAGUGCAGGGGAUUUAGCACUGUUUCUAAAUGAAGAAUCUCUACAGAAAUAUACAGAAACAUUUAGAAAUCAAGAAAUUGAUAUGGAAACUUUUCUUCAUCUUACACCAUCUGACCUGUAUGAAAUUGGUAUAAAAAAUACUGAAUCGCAGAAAAAGUUAAUGGAUCUUAUAAAAAAAUUACAAAAUUCUAAAUAGGCAUUUAAUACAGUUUUUAAGCAACCUGCUUAUAUUAUUUUUGUUAUCUGUUAAUUUAUUUAAACUGGUACUCAUUUGAGUCUAAAUAUAAAUUUAUGAAUAGAUUGUCUUUAAUAUAACUGUCUGUUUUGAUAGUUUGAAAAAUUUUUUGUCUGUUUAAACGAUAUCUUAAAAUUUUUGUAAAAAAUAAUUAUG